Messenger RNA from Nannospalax galili (Upper Galilee mountains blind mole rat), 951 nucleotides. Its product is annotated as olfactory receptor 11H6-like. Gene Ontology annotation, biological process: G protein-coupled receptor signaling pathway. Gene Ontology annotation, cellular component: membrane. The coding region runs from base 1 to 951 and encodes 316 amino acids. Lineage: Eukaryota; Metazoa; Chordata; Mammalia; Rodentia; Spalacidae. Gene Ontology annotation, molecular function: G protein-coupled receptor activity; olfactory receptor activity. The record is from RefSeq and is a predicted model, not a curated record. The transcript has a single exon.
AUGGAAGACCGUGACCUCAGAAGACAGAACACCUCCCACACUGUGACUGACUUCAUCCUCUUAGGCUUCCCCUGUCCCAGGGAAAUGCAGAUCUUCCUUUUCUCCAUAUUCUUUGUGACUUACAUCUUGACUCUGCUUAGAAACAUGGCUAUUGUGUGCACAGUGCACUGGGAUCACCGGCUCCACACUCCCAUGUACAUUCUAUUGGCCAACUUCUCCUUCCUUGAGAUAUGCUACAUCAACUCCGAUGUGCCCAACAUGCUGGUCAACUUCCUCUCCAGGACCAAAGCCAUCUCCUUCGCUCGAUGCCUCCUCCAGUUGUGCUUCUUCUUCUCUCUGGGCACCACUGAAUGCUUAUUUCUCUCCAUCAUGGCCUAUGACAGGUUCCUGGCAAUCUGCCGGCCACUGCACUAUCCCACUGUCAUGACCACUAAAUUCUGUAGCAGCCUGGUCAUCUUUUGCUGGGUCUAUGGGUUUCUCUGGUUUCUGGUCCCAGUGAUACUCAUCACUCAACUACCAUUUUGUGGCCCAAAUGUGAUUGAUGACUUUCUAUGUGACCUCGGCCCCUUGCUGGCUCUGGCAUCAGCCUGUGUCCCAGUCCCAGGCACUGUUCUCAUUUGUGGCACCAUGAGCUCCCUCCUCAUCUUUGCCACAUUUUUCUAUAUUAUUGGCUCAUACACCCUAGUGCUGAGAGCCGUGGUGCAGGUUCCCUCUGCUGCUGGCCGAAAGAAGGCCUUCUCUACUUGUUCAUCACAUCUGGCUGUUGUAUUUCUGUUCUAUGGCUCAGUCAUGAUGACAUAUGUAAGCCCUGGGUCAGGACAAGCAAAGGGCAUGCAGAAGUUCACAACUUUAUUCUACUCAGUUUUGACUCCUUUCUUCAACCCCGUGAUCUACAGCCUCCGCAAUAAAGACAUGAAGGAUGCCCUGAAAAAAGUUCUAGGAGGUUCCUAA